AUGGAGGACGAAAAAGUUAGACUAGUAUAUAGACGUGCUGUGCAGAUGUAUGUACACUGCCGGUUCAGAGAAGCGAUGAAGGAGUUAUUGCCACUGGUGGUGGGUGUGCAGUUGACGGUGGAAGGUGAAGGUGGUCGACGCCGGUAUAGCGGCAUGGCUGUGCAGGUGUUGAAGUUGUUCAUGGCGCUCCUUGUACGGCCUAAAGGGUGGUCCAGCCAGAGGGAACCUGAAGCAGAAGCUGGAGGAGGAGAAGAAGAAAGAGAGGAGAAAGAGCAAGAGCAAGCCCGGAUACGAGAGUAUGUAAAGGAGGGACGGUUAUACCAAGCAUUGAGAGACGUACAACUUUUGACGGAUGUGGAAGUUGUGUUGGUGUGUUUGCGAGUUGAACUGGAAUAUGGAUGUCUUUAUUUGCGGGAGCAUGUACAAGAGCAUCUGGAGAGAUACGGGUUUUCCGAGGUAUUCAAGUUUUACUACGGGGAACUAGUUUACAGGGAUGAGGGACUAGCUGUCUGUGAGCGUAAGAUUGAAGGAGACUUGCGAUUGGGUGGAAAAAGCAUGGAGAUGAUCGAAUGGAUACGGGAGUAUGACCAAGAGGCCGCAUAUGGCGGUCGAGGUGACGCAGCUAGGGAUGUUGGCAAUCACAGCAAUGGCCACUGGUCUGGCUAUGCUGACGACGAUAUAGUGUACAGUGACAGUGACCAUGAGGAGAAUAUAGGUGUUGUUAAAGAAGCCAUAACGGAGAAACAAGUCCAGCAUCAACCCAAGAGACGAACACGCAAGAAACGUGUUAUUACUGCUACUAAUCCUAAUACUGCUACCACCACUACCACCUCGUCUACGUCUACGUCUACGUCUUUCCCCAUAUUGGUGAACAUGAUGCAACUCUUGCACAUCUUGUCAUGGAAACGGGGAUGCAAGUGGAAACUGAGAAAUCUCCCCCAUUUAAGAAGGCUCGGCAUAUUUCUCUUAAUUUCAAUUUUUAUUGCCGUUCUGUCACGUGACCGUGUGCGCAAACUCCGUGCACCAUCAAUAUGGUUAUUAAAUUUGAGAUGGAGAAAUUGA
This is a messenger RNA of Pichia kudriavzevii, 1062 nucleotides long. RefSeq lists its product as uncharacterized. NCBI's taxonomy places the organism in Eukaryota, Fungi, Ascomycota, Pichiomycetes, Pichiales, Pichiaceae. The coding region runs from base 1 to 1062 and encodes 353 amino acids. The record is from RefSeq and is a predicted model, not a curated record. The transcript has a single exon.